CUGUAUAAAGCCCGAUUGCCGUGACUUACAAGCUACCACGUAACAACGGCACACGGAAAACCCUACAAAGCUUUUGGGAAAGCUUCACACUUAACCUCUCCUAUGGCGACUGAAACUCCAGAGCAAGCCCGGGCAGCCUACGGAGUCCAAUCUCUUUCAAUCUCCGAGCCUGCACAAUCCAGUUCAUCAAACCCAACUAUCCAAAUGAGUUUGGAGGAGAAGUACCAGAUGUUGAGGAGCUUGGCAGACGAAUGUAUCCAAGAGGACGAGCUUCGGAAUUUGCUGGCUCAUAAGCCUGAACCCAUCGCCUAUGAUGGGUUUGAACCCUCCGGCCGAAUGCAUAUUGCUCAGGGGGUUAUGAAGACCAUAAAUGUGAACAAGAUGACCUCCGCUGGCUGCAGAGUGAAAAUAUGGAUUGCAGAUUGGUUUGCAAUGCUAAACAAUAAGAUGGGGGGUGAUCUGAAAAAGAUAGAGACUGUUGGGCGCUACAUGAUAGAGAUAUGGAGGGCUUCUGGGAUGAAUUUGGAAAAUGGCAAAGUUGAGUUUUUGUGGUCUUCAAAGGAGAUAAAUGCGAGACCAGAUGAGUACUGGCCUCGUGUGAUGGACAUAGCUCAAAAGUAUACAGUUCAAAGGAUAACUAGGUGUUGUCCGGUUAUGGGUCGAAAUGUGGAAGAAGAUUUAACUGCAGCCCAAAUUUUCUACCCAUGUAUGCAAUGUGCAGAUAUAUUCUUCCUUCAGGCUGACAUCUGCCAGAUGGGAAUGGAUCAGCGUAAAGUGAAUGUUCUUGCAAGAGAGUAUUGUGAUGAAAUCAAAAAGAAGGACAAGCCUAUUAUCUUGUCACACCACAUGUUACCUGGUUUGCAGCAAGGGCAGGAGAAGAUGUCUAAAAGUGAUGUAUCGUCCUCCGUAUUCAUGGAAGAUGAAGAGGCGGAAGUGAAUUUGAAGAUAAAGAAAGCUUACUGCCCUCCAAAUGUAGUUGAAGGGAAUCCAUGUAUGGAGUACGUGAAAUAUCUCAUCCUACCUUGGUUCAAUGAGUUCAUUGUAGAGCGCUCCGAAGAGAAUGGGGGAAAUCAGAGCUUCAAAAGCUUUGAAGAAUUGGCUGCUGAUUAUGAAAGUGGUGAGCUACAUCCAGCUGACCUUAAAUCAGCUUUAUCAAAAGCAUUGAACAAAAUACUGGAGCCUGUACGCGCACACUUCAAGAAUGACGAAACUGCCAAACAGCUAUUGCAAAGUGUCAAGAAGUAUAGAGUCACCAGGUGAUGAAUGCAAUGGAGCUCAGAUUCUCUCAUAUUUGCCCUUCUGCUCUAUACUAAUUGGUGGAUGAGAAGACCAUCUAGCAUGCAUGUCGUUCUUUGUUUUCUCGGUAUCUCCGACUAAUAAGUAAUGUAUAUCAUCUAGAAAAGUACUAGCAAAGGUGCCCGCGCGAUGCUGCGGGUUUUAAAACCAUCUGAAAUAUGUAUAAAGUUAUGAAAAUAUGUAGCAAGUUUAA
Prunus dulcis (almond) is the source of this 1489-nucleotide messenger RNA. RefSeq names its product tyrosine--tRNA ligase 1, cytoplasmic-like. The record is from RefSeq and is a predicted model, not a curated record. Gene Ontology annotation, molecular function: ATP binding; tyrosine-tRNA ligase activity. NCBI's taxonomy places the organism in Eukaryota, Viridiplantae, Streptophyta, Magnoliopsida, Rosales, Rosaceae. Bases 103 to 1260 code for a protein of 385 amino acids. Gene Ontology annotation, biological process: tRNA aminoacylation for protein translation. The transcript is spliced from 10 exons.